Messenger RNA from Pseudophryne corroboree (corroboree frog), 6221 nucleotides. It is a transcript of the gene COL2A1, whose product is annotated as collagen type II alpha 1 chain. The coding region runs from base 262 to 4728 and encodes 1488 amino acids. The record is from RefSeq and is a predicted model, not a curated record. The transcript has 54 exons. Gene Ontology annotation, biological process: extracellular matrix organization. Gene Ontology annotation, molecular function: protein binding; extracellular matrix structural constituent conferring tensile strength. NCBI's taxonomy places the organism in Eukaryota, Metazoa, Chordata, Amphibia, Anura, Myobatrachidae.
UUCAGCCCUGCUGGGGGCAGGGGAGGACUAAGAUGUGGGCAUAUACGUUGACUUCAACUCAGUGAGGACUAUAACUUCAGUACCUUGGCCCAGAGCAGGUAGUACUAAGUUUCUGCUGGGGCCUGGUACUGGAUUCUCCUUCUUUUCCCAAGAAAUCGGCUGCAUGAAGACAAGAUAACUUUUGGGGACAGCCAACCUCCUCUCCUCCCCUCCUCUUCUUCACUUAUUCCCACAAAGAUUCUGCAUGUCUAAUAUUUAGACAUGUUCAGCUUUGUGGAUUCAAGGACACUAGUGCUGUUCGCAGCCACCCAAGUCAUAUUAUUAGCGCUUGUACGAUGCCAAGAUCAAGAUAUUCUGGAUGCGGGGAGCUGCGUGCAGGAUGGGCAGAAGUAUAGUGACAAAGAUGUGUGGAAACCAGAACCCUGUCAAAUCUGUGUCUGUGACACUGGGACUAUUCUCUGCGACGAGAUAAUCUGCGAGGACACUAAAGACUGCCCAAAUGCUGAGAUCCCCUUUGGAGAGUGCUGCCCCAUCUGCCCAACUGAACAGUCCUCCACCACCAGUGGGCAAGGUGGGCUAAAGGGACAAAAAGGCGAACCUGGUGAUAUUAAAGAUGUUUUAGGACCAAGAGGACCUCCAGGACCACAGGGACCAUUUGGUGAACAAGGGCCAAGAGGUGAUCGUGGAGAUAAGGGUGACAAAGGUGCUCCCGGACCCCGUGGAAGAGAUGGUGAACCUGGUACACCUGGAAACCCAGGACCCCCUGGCCCACCCGGACCUCCCGGCCUUGGCGGAAACUUUGCUGCUCAGAUGACUGGAGGUUUUGAUGAAAAAGCUGGAGGCGCACAAAUGGGUGUUAUGCAAGGACCAAUGGGCCCUAUGGGACCCAGAGGACCUCCUGGACCAUCAGGCUCACCUGGACCUCAAGGUUUCCAAGGAAAUCCUGGUGAGCCCGGAGAACCUGGUGCUGGUGGUCCUAUGGGUGCUCGUGGUCCUCCUGGCCCUGCUGGAAAGCCUGGCGAUGAUGGUGAAGCUGGAAAACCUGGCAAAUCUGGCGAACGCGGACCACCAGGACCACAGGGUGCUCGAGGAUUUCCCGGAACUCCUGGACUUCCUGGAGUAAAAGGACACAGGGGUUACCCAGGUCUUGAUGGCACAAAGGGUGAGGCUGGUGCUGCUGGUGUCAAGGGUGAAAGUGGUGCUUCUGGUGAGGCUGGUGCUCCUGGGCCAAUGGGUCCCCGUGGUCUCCCUGGUGAGAGAGGUCGUCCCGGUCCUUCUGGUUCUGCUGGGGCUCGUGGUAAUGAUGGUCUUCCAGGUCCAGCUGGUCCUCCAGGACCUGUUGGCCCAGCUGGUGCUCCUGGUUUCCCUGGUUCCCCUGGCUCUAAGGGUGAAGCUGGUCCCACUGGUGCUCGUGGUCCUGAGGGUGCUCAGGGGUCUCGGGGAGAAUCUGGAACACCUGGGUCACCUGGACCUUCUGGCGCUUCUGGUAAUCCUGGUACUGAUGGUAUUCCUGGAGCUAAAGGUUCAAGUGGUGCUCCUGGUAUUGCUGGCGCUCCUGGUUUCCCCGGCCCACGUGGCCCACCUGGUCCACAGGGUGCCACUGGUCCUCUUGGUCCCAAAGGUCAGACGGGUGACCCAGGUAUUGCAGGUUUCAAGGGUGAACAAGGUCCCAAGGGUGAAAUUGGACCUUCAGGUCCUCAGGGAGCUCCUGGCCCAGCUGGUGAAGAAGGUAAAAGAGGUACCCGUGGUGAGCCUGGCGCUGCUGGUCCACUUGGUCCUCCUGGUGAAAGAGGUGCUCCUGGUAACCGUGGUUUCCCUGGUCAAGAUGGUCUUGCCGGACCAAAGGGAGCUCCUGGUGAUCGUGGUGUUCCUGGUCUUGGUGGUCCCAAGGGUGCUAAUGGUGAUCCCGGCCGCCCUGGUGAACCUGGUCUCCCUGGUGCUAGAGGUCUCACUGGUCGCCCUGGAGAUGCUGGUCCUCAAGGAAAAGUUGGUCCAACUGGUGCUGCUGGUGAAGAUGGUCGUCCCGGACCUCCUGGACCUCAGGGUGCUCGUGGUCAACCUGGAGUCAUGGGUUUCCCAGGACCUAAGGGUGCCAAUGGUGAAGCUGGCAAGCCUGGUGAGAAAGGAUUGGUUGGUGCUCCUGGUCUGAGAGGUCUGCCUGGAAAAGAUGGGGAAACUGGUUCCCAAGGUCCCAAUGGCCCCGCUGGUCCUGCUGGUGAGAGAGGUGAACAAGGACCUCCUGGUCCAUCUGGCUUCCAGGGACUUCCCGGCCCCCCAGGUCCUCCCGGCGAGGGUGGCAAACCAGGAGACAUGGGUGUUCCAGGAGAAGCUGGUGCUGCAGGUCUUGUUGGACCAAGAGGUGAACGUGGUUUCCCAGGUGAACGUGGCUCAUCAGGUCCUCAAGGUCUCCAAGGUCCACGUGGUAUUCCUGGUACUCCAGGUACUGAUGGCCCUAAGGGUGCUGGUGGCCCAUCUGGUCCUAAUGGUGCCCAAGGUCCUCCUGGUCUUCAAGGCAUGCCUGGUGAGAGAGGAACUUCAGGUAUCCCUGGAGCUAAAGGUGACAGAGGUGACUCUGGUGAGAAAGGACCAGAAGGUGCUCCUGGAAAAGAUGGUGCAAGAGGUUUGACUGGUCCUAUUGGUCCACAUGGUCCAAGUGGUCCUAAUGGAGAGAAAGGAGAAUCUGGUCCUCCUGGCCCAUCUGGCAUUGUUGGCGCCCGUGGUGCUCCUGGUGAUCGCGGAGAGACUGGCCCACCUGGUCCUGCUGGUUUUGCUGGUCCACCUGGUGGUGAUGGUCAACCUGGCAUUAAGGGUGAGCAGGGUGAGUCUGGUCAGAAGGGUGAUGCUGGUGCUCCUGGUCCUCAAGGUUCAUCGGGUGCUCCUGGCCCUCAGGGCCCAACUGGUGUUAAUGGUCCUAAAGGAGCUCGUGGUGCCCAAGGUCCAGCUGGUGCUACUGGAUUCCCUGGUGCUGCCGGCAGGGUUGGUCCUCCUGGUUCCAAUGGAAACCCUGGUCCUCCUGGUCCUCCUGGAUCUGCUGGUAAAGAUGGACCAAAGGGUGUUCGUGGUGAUGGUGGCCCUGCUGGUCGUGCUGGUGACCCAGGUCUUCAAGGUCCCUCUGGUCCUCCUGGCGAGAAGGGAGAGCCUGGUGAAGAUGGUACUUCUGGUCCUGAUGGUCCCCCUGGUCCUCAAGGCUUGUCUGGACAGCGUGGUAUUGUUGGUCUUCCUGGUCAGCGUGGUGAGAGAGGUUUCCCUGGCCUUCCAGGACCCUCUGGUGAGCCUGGAAAACAAGGAAGCCCUGGAGGUGCUGGUGACCGUGGACCCCCUGGCCCUGUUGGCCCACCUGGUUUGACUGGACCUUCUGGAGAGCCUGGACGUGAAGGAAACCCUGGAAGUGAUGGUCCUCCUGGUCGCGAUGGUUCCACCGGUGUGAAGGGUGACCGUGGUGAGACUGGGCCUCUUGGUGCACCUGGUGCCCCUGGCUCUCCUGGUGCCCCUGGCCCUGUUGGCCCAACUGGAAAACAAGGAGAUAGAGGUGAAUCUGGUCCACAAGGUCCUUUGGGUCCAUCUGGUCCAGCUGGAGCUCGUGGUCUGGCAGGUCCUCAAGGUCCACGUGGUGAUAAGGGUGAGGCUGGUGAAUCAGGAGAGAGAGGACAGAAGGGUCACAGAGGAUUCACUGGUCUUCAGGGUCUGCCCGGACCUCCAGGUACUGCUGGUGAUCAAGGUGCUACCGGUCCCGCUGGUCCUUCUGGCCCAAGAGGUCCUCCUGGGCCUGUUGGUCCCUCUGGCAAAGAUGGUUCUAAUGGUCUGCCUGGUCCAAUUGGUCCACCUGGUCCUCGUGGUCGUGGUGGUGAAACUGGUCCAGCUGGUCCUCCUGGUCAACCUGGUCCACCUGGUCCCCCUGGUCCUCCCGGCCCUGGCAUUGACAUGUCUGCAUUUGCUGGCCUAUCCCAGCCAGAGAAAGGACCAGAUCCUCUCCGUUACAUGCGUGCCGAUCAGGCUUCCGCAAACCUCCGCCAGCAUGAUGUUGAGGUUGAUGCCACUUUGAAAUCACUGAACAACCAGAUCGAGAGCAUCCGUAGUCCAGAUGGAAGCAAGAAAAACCCAGCUCGUACUUGCCGUGACCUGAAACUGUGCCACCCUGAAUGGAAGAGUGGUGACUACUGGAUUGACCCCAACCAGGGCUGUACUGUGGAUGCCAUCAAAGUCUUCUGCAACAUGGAAACUGGAGAAACAUGUGUAUACCCCAACCCAAGCAAGAUCCCAAGAAAGAACUGGUGGACAAGCAAGACCAAGGACAAGAAGCACAUCUGGUUUGGAGAGACAAUCAACGGUGGCUUCCAAUUCAGUUAUGGUGAUGACAGCUCAGCACCCAACACUGCCAGCAUUCAAAUGACCUUCCUCCGCCUGCUGUCUACGGACGCAUCACAGAACAUCACCUACCACUGCAAGAACAGCAUUGCUUUCAUAGAUGAGGCAUCAGGCAACCUGAAAAAAGCUCUCCUUCUCCAGGGCUCAAAUGAUGUUGAGAUCAGAGCUGAGGGCAACAGCCGAUUCACAUACAACGCCUUGGAAGAUGGCUGCAAGAAACACACUGGCAAAUGGGGAAAGACAGUUAUUGAAUACAGGACACAGAAAACUUCCCGCCUGCCCAUCGUAGACAUUGCACCUAUGGAUAUUGGUGGAGCUGAUCAGGAAUUUGGCGUUGACAUUGGCCCAGUUUGCUUCUUGUAAAAACCCAAAAAGUAAAUAAAAAAUAAAUAAAAACCCUAAGGACCUGAGUACUUUCCAAUCACUUUUAGGACUUCUGCACUGAAUGGCUGAACCGACCCCAAAUUUCCAUUCAUCCACGCGCUUACAUUUUGGACAUUUUCAUUUUCUAUUGCAAGACCAGAAAUGGGCAGACUGCGGAAUAAAAUCAUGGUAUUAUUUAUUUAUUGUCUUCCUGUAAGACCUAUGGGUCAGGUGAAGGUGUGACACUAACUGGCAUGAUUGAAAGCCCCCCCCCUAACCGAUGUAUGAAGUGCAGUUUAAAGCAACCCUCCCCCCUCACAGUGUAUACCAGCAGACUACCAGACUGCGUGUCAUUGAAUGAAAUGGUGCUAUGUUGUAAAAAAGUUUGUAUUUUGUAACAUCAACUGAUAUAAAAAUAACUUUUUUUGGAAAGUACAAGUUGAUCUGAGCUUUGUUCUUUUUACUUUUUUAUUUUUAAUUAUACUGUAGAUAGCAAAAAAUGAAAAGUUCCCGGAUUUAAAGUUUGUCUGCCCUUUGUUUGUUUUUUUUGUUUUUAUUUCCAAUAUGAGAUGGAGGAAGUUUAGGGCAAAAUCUAAAACUUCCCAGGUUUAAGCUACCUCACACUAAGUAUAAAAAGAAAACUAGAGAGACACGAGUUUAAUCUUGAAGCUGAACUAAACACACAGUAGGAACUGUGGAUGGAGAUAUCAUGGGUCGUUAUGUCAAGAAAAAAAAGUGCUUACCUUGCACUUCUAUGUUCUCCACUUAGUAGAAGACUAAGAAAUGGAUCAAAGAUCGAGGCUCAUGGGGAAUCAGUGGAGUAGAUAAUGGUGACUUAAGUGUUGCUGUUUUGUGGUGGAAUGUGGACAAUGCCAAAGUUUAGCAGCUAGAGUCAAUAAAAUCAGUAUUGUAAUAGGCAAGUGGAUGAUUUAUACUGUUCAGGUCAAAGCCAUUCAAAAUAAUUACUCUGUUGUUUUCCCAACUAUGUAUGUGAAUUGUUGAUCCUUUAAUUUUUCCCUAGAAAUAUAAGUAUCUCUAACUUUUACUUUGCAGAGUUUUAAAGGGAAAAACAGGUAGACAUUUUUUGCCAGAGGGGGUGGGGGGAAGAGGGAGCAAAACCAUAACGGAUUAAAAAUAAAAUAAAUAAGAAUAUGUACUAUUUUGUAUAUGUAAAAUAGAUAUUUUUUUUAUUUUGCAAUACUGAUUUUCAGCAUGGUAGGCUAGUGAACAUGUCCAACACCAACACUAAUCUUUCUUGUGAAAUAAUUGUCUUACUGUAUCUUUUUCUUUCAUUUUCCCAUCCCGCCUACUCUUCCGCAAUAAAGAUAGAAAGCUUUUUCUAUAAAAAAUAAAACCCGUUUUGUUUGAUUUUUUUUAUUUGUAUUAAAGUCCAUCCUAUGAUGUAAUCUUUGUUGAAUGAUGUUAAUCUUAUCUGGGAUAUUUCAUGACAGAACGAACCAACACAAAUAAAAAUUUUAAUUAUAAAAAAUUAA